Tilletiaria anomala UBC 951 is the source of this 5680-nucleotide messenger RNA. RefSeq lists its product as uncharacterized. The record is from RefSeq and is a predicted model, not a curated record. The transcript is spliced from 4 exons. Gene Ontology annotation, molecular function: zinc ion binding; DNA-binding transcription factor activity, RNA polymerase II-specific; DNA binding. Gene Ontology annotation, biological process: DNA-templated transcription; regulation of DNA-templated transcription. Lineage: Eukaryota; Fungi; Basidiomycota; Exobasidiomycetes; Georgefischeriales; Tilletiariaceae. The coding region runs from base 256 to 5532 and encodes 1758 amino acids.
GUGGUUGCUCUCUUCGGCGUCCGAUCAAGCUGUCGCUCAGCUCAGCUCAGCACAACACUGCACAUCUCACCUCAGCUUACCGUCGACACCCGGGUACCGCCCUUCUUGGCAGCACGAGGAGUCUCCGAAGCGAGCUGGCCAAGCGGCGGCUCUUCAGUGUCAGACCUCUCUAGCUGGUGUGCGCAUGAGCCACAGAGGUUGGAUCCCGCCGACUCUGCAUUUUCGUGUUGGAACACGAAUAGCCUGCGAGUAACCAUGUCGGCAUCCACAUCCAUACCCAGCGUCUGGCCCACUGCGCAGCAGCAGCAGCACACAGGCAAUCACAUCAUGGGUUCUGACACAAUGCACGGAAGGCGGGAGGGAUCUGCCGUACCUAAGCCGGGGCACCAGGACAGCCCGAACAGGCCGCCGCCCAAGAAGAGGAACCGCCUGGCCUUCAGCUGCACGGCGUGUCGCGAAAAGAAGAUCAAGUGCAAUCGCAUGAUCCCAUGUGAUCAAUGCAUCAAGCGCGGCGACGAAAGGCUCUGUCACAUCGAGCCUUUCAAGCAUAAGGCGGCCGAGGCCAAGGCCAAGGUCGAGGAAGAGGCCCGUGCUGCUGCCAUCGCAGCAGGGCAGGACCCCGAGGCAGCCGCAGCCGCAGCCGCCUACGCCUUUGCCCAAGAACAACAGCAGAUCCAACUGCAGCAGCAAGAAGAGGCGGAGCACAACCAUGCGCUGGAGAUCGCCAAUGGAUCACACGCUGCCGCAGAUGCAGAGGUUACCACAGCAGUCGCGGCGGCGGCGGAUGAGAACAGGAUAUCCAAGUCGCGGCCUAGCAACAAAGGCAGGCAGUCGACCGGCGGCAAGAAGAGCAAAGAUGGCAUUGCUGCGCUAUCACUGACCACGUACACCACGCAGUCACAGGUGCAAUAUACACAGGUGCCGUCUUUCGGCGCAUACCCCUCUUCGGGCUCGCCCGUCAACCCUGGGAACAUGACCACAGCUCCGAUGGUUUCUGGGGCCGAGAUGCAAGAGAUGCAGGCAAUCAAAGCCCGGCUAGCGCAGCUGGAAGCCGCACUGGAGGCCAAGGCGGCUGCAGCAGUAGCAGCAACGGGGGGAGGCAGACUGUCCACUCCCAGCAGCGCAGGUGCGAGCCCCGCUGCCGCCUACCACAGUAAUGGCGGCAAACAGCCCGGCAGCCCCGGCAUCUUCCCUACGCAACUCCAGCACCCGCAGCAACAGCAUCAGCCGCCACAGAGGAGUGGCAGCCAGACGAGCAUGGCUGGUCAGAUCUACCCGACGCACAACAUGACCUCGACAGUCAGGAGCCCCGUCUCGGCGCUAACGGGCUCCAUCUAUAGCAACAGCGUCAGUAGCAGCAGUGUGGCGGCGCAGCCGCUCGUCACACCAGCACCUGGCUACGCACAAAUGACGGACGUGUAUCACCCCACGUCUGCGCAUCUAGGCACCAGCCAGCCGCACGCAUUACCGCCUUUCAACAACCUCUUCGGGCGUGCGCCGGCCACAGUGGCUACGGCUACCACGGGCCCAGGUGCAAUAUCGAGCGCGGCUCCUGGUGUCGCCGACAGGCGCGGUCCCAACGACACGUCCUUCUUCGACUCGUACUCGUCUGGCUCCCUGCUCGGCAGUGCGAGCGGUGCAGGCAGGCGAAGCACCAAUACUGCCGGGGGCGUAUCUGGCGCCAGCAACAACGGUGUCGCGGGCUGGAGCGCAUACAGGCGCUCGGCACCGCUGGGCGAGCUCGCGCCCGGCUCCACGGCUGCCGCUAGCCUCAGCAGCAGCAGCAGCAGCAGCAGUAACAGCAGCAACAGCAGUAGCACGGCGCAGGGUGCUCCAAACGUCACCCACAGUGGCUUGUCGACGCACGCCGAAGGGACUGGCGCUGCCGGCUGCACCAGCAGCAUUGCCGGCGGGCCAUCCUACAUCUCCCUGCCCAACGGUCAUGUUCGCAUGGAGGUCGACAGCGACACGGAGGACGCGGCGCUCGUACUUGAAGGGCUCGCCAUGGGCGCGCGCGAUCUGAGAGACAGCAAGCUCGCCGUCAGCAAGCUCGUCAACGCCGCUGAGGGCUGCCCCAGCUUGCGCACAUCCACAGGCAGCCAACGAGAUGCAGCGACUCCAGCGACGGCUCGCGCGGGCGGCGAAGCUGGUGGCGGCGCUGCGGCGUCGAAGGCAAGCAAAAGUGUCACACGUAACUCCAGCAACCAGAGCAUCGCGGCCGAGUCUGCCCUGCGCUCGGCUGCCGCAGCACCGGCCGCUGGCACCUGCGCUGGCACCGACGACGAUGACAAGAUGCCGGACGUGACCACGCCGGGUGGGCGCGCCGCGUGGCAGCGCAAGGUCGAGAGAUGCGCUGCAGACUCGAAAGCAGGCAAGCUCGAGAUCCAGCACACGGACAUCCUCGAUCCGCGGCGCAUGGGGAAGUUUGGCAAGUUUGUCGAGUGCGACAAGCGUGUCGACAUCAUGCUCCCCGUCGCCGAGGGCGGCACGUCGCGCGAGACCGAUGAGGCCUUCGUCCCGCACCCACCCGGCCAGGCACUCACUGGCUGGCCGAUAAGUGGCCGCAAGGACACAAAGAUGGGCGAUGUCACGCUGAGCAGCGGCAGCGUACAGGCUGCCUGCGAUGGGAGGGAGGCGAAGGGCGGAGACGCGGACAUGCAUGAGCUCAGCGCCGACAGCACCACUGGCAUCAAAUCGGACAGCAGGGACAAAGCCGACGCCAGAGACGGCGGCGCGGAGAGCUGCGGAGCAAAGACCAUGCCCUGCCGCCUCGCUUGCGAGAACCACGGCCUCUUCAGACUGAAACAAGGUCCCGAGACGCUGCUUGGUUGGGGCAUGGGCUUUGCAUGGGGUGCCGCCGAGGCAGCAGGAGAGUACAAGACGAUCAAAGGCUCCCUCUGCCCUGGCAGCGCUGAGCGCGAGGCUGUGCUGCGCGCUGUCAUCCGCACACUCCCGAACAAGGAGAUUGCGUCCCAGCUUGUCGAUGUGUACGCCAGCCGCGUCUAUUACCUCACCGGCCACGUCGUGCAUAUUCCCACGCUGCGCCGCGAGAUGGAGGCAUUCUACUCGUUUGACUCGGUUGAGAAGCAGGCGCGCGUACUCAACUUUGUCGACCCGGCCUGGCUCUCCGUCUUCCUUAUGAUCCUCGUCCUCGGCAUGCAAUUCUACCCGUGCUAUCCACCCGAGCACUACAUCAACAUCCAGCACCUCUUCGACGGCAAGACGAUUCACCUGUGGUACUCGGCGCACAAGACGAUCCUCAUCCUCGCGCGCUACCAGUGCAGCCAGUCCGUCGCGGUGCUACAGGCGAUCCUCCUGUCCGACCUGCACGGCGCCGAGUCAGAUCGCACGCAGAUGAGCCUGUUGCGCAUGGCCAUCUCCACCGCGCAGGAGAUGGGCCUCCAUCGCCUCGGCGACGCCAUCCGCCAGCCGCAGCCGGGAGAGGCACCCGGCACAACGAUCUUGAGGGAGAUGUACAAGCGCAUCUGGUGGUCGCUCGUCUGGCGCGACUGGGUGUCGUGCUUGAAGGUUUCCAAUGCGUAUAGCAUCCACCCCGGGCAGUUCAACACGCCCUAUCCAGGGAACUACAACGAUGAAGAUCUUUGCCAGUCGCCAUUGCCGCCGCCCAAGCCGCCUUCGGAGCAUACCGAAAUGUCGUUCGUGCUAAGCAAACUCAUGAUCGCUGAUGCAGCCCGCGAGAAUGUCGACCUGCUCAACCAGCGCGAUAUGGAGGGCGCACGUGACGGCACGUCUCGCCAUCUGACGUGCCAGGACACGUCACGUCUGGAUGCGCGCUUCCGUGCGAUCCUCGAGAACGUGCCUUCCUUCUUCCAAGUUGGCAGCGACGUUGGUGCCGGCACGGACAUUGAAGUCCAGCGGUGGCUUCUGCAGCAGGGCGUUUUCUCCAAGUUGUUGCGCUUACAUCGUGGCGGUCUCAGCUCGAGGACGAAGAGCCGCACUUCGUGUGUGCUGCUCGCACGCUCGAUCCUCGACAUGCAGAAGAAGGUACGCUCGCGCUGCACGGUCGUCGAUCGGCUGUGGUUCAUCCUGAUGCAGAGCUUCAACGCCGCUGUUGUCCUGUGCUUGGACCUGUUCAGCACGCCGUCUCCGCCAGCGAUGCGCGAGAUCAUCCGCUCCGAGAUCGGCGAGGCGCUCGACUCGUUGCGUCUGGUGCAGUCCACCAACCCAAACGUCUCGCGCUGCAUCCGCAUUCUCGAGGCUCUGCUCGCCGAAGAGGAGAUGCAGUGGAAGCGUCGCGGUGAGGGUGGCAACAACUUCGCCAAUGAGAUCAGCGCAGGCAAAAGGAAGCGUGGCGACCAGGCUCAGGGUGCAGGACGCAAGGCUGUGCUCAGCUUGGCGCUUCGCAUCAAGCGCGCCAUUGAGGACAACCCUCUGCCAGAGGAUGGAGAUGCAGCCGCUGCAUCGACACAGGAGACACGUAGUAAUGACGCCGAAACGGCAUCGGCAUCGGCAACGGCACCUGCAAAAGAUGCUUUCGCUAAGGAGCUGAUGGAGCAGCUCAUGCAUCCCCAAUUCACGGCGGAGAACGACCAAUCCUCAGCGGCCAACUUCCCCUACUUAGUCAAUACUGGCCAGCAGUACACGCUCGAGCAACAAGCCGUCGCACCCAAUGGCGUUAUCACCAACAUGCGCAACGCACCACCGGAUGGACAGCCGUUCGACUUGUCAACCUUCUUGGCGCAGUACGAGUCGCCGCCGAGCGGCUCCGAUGACAUGCAGAGUAUCUUGUCUUCCAACAGUAGCGUGGCAUGGAGUCCAGAAAACUCAAACGCAUCCAGUCGACCGUCGGUGCGCGCGUCUGGCUCCUCGACCGAUCUUACUUCGAAUGCGAGCUCCGUCGAGCGGUUAUCUCUGUCAAGACAAGGGUCUUCGGACCAAUUGAACCUGAAGAGACAAGACCUUCAGCAACAGCAACAUGCACAGCAGCAAUUUGUAGGGCGUGAUGCAAUAGAGCCCACCACUGGUCUGGACUCGUUCUGGGAUUGGAUCUUGGGCCAAGGUGGGACCGCCACCCAAUCGAUCCCUUCAAUGCAGCAGCCGUCACCACAAUCACAGCAGCAGCCAGCACCGCCACAAUCGCAGACGCAGACGCAAGUCCAAACCCAGGCGCAGGCGCAAACCCCGAAUAGUCAAUCGGCGGGACAGCAAAUGAUAUCCGCACCUGCGCCAUCCUCUCAGCCUCAGCAACCAGAUCCGAAUGCUAUCACUGCACCUGAUGCGACGCCGGAAAGCUACUUUGCUCAACUACCCGGCCGCGCACCCAUGCUGAAUGGCAGCUUGCUUCCCACGCCGAUGCCGGCAUUGCAGAGCGAAGGGCCCAUGACACCUUCCAAAGCAGCUGGUGUCACCGGUUUUGAAGGUUAUGGUAGCGCAUACGGCCUCAACCAGCCUGCUGGCGGAGCGCCUGCGAGCGCCAGCACACCUUUCUCCAUGGGCACUCCUUCUUCAGGCUUCGACUCCUGGUUCGCCACCUCCCUCACAAAUCUGGAAUCGUUCAUGCAGACAGAUUGAUGGAUCAGGUCCAGGCCUUUCUGCACAUACAUUUCGCACGUUCCAGCGCGCUUCCGUCAUAAAACUUUGGAUUUUCUCGUGUGUGUAUUGUAUUCCCUUUUGUCGAUGCAGCAUCGCUCUCCAAUCCCAAAGCUGGAGUCCCCACUUC